Molecule: messenger RNA, 1317 nt
Organism: Penicillium waksmanii
Lineage: Eukaryota; Fungi; Ascomycota; Eurotiomycetes; Eurotiales; Aspergillaceae
Gene: mmm1
Product: ERMES complex subunit MMM1
Exons: 3
Coding region: 1-1317 (438 amino acids)
Biological process (GO): mitochondrion organization; phospholipid transport
Cellular component (GO): endoplasmic reticulum; ERMES complex
Molecular function (GO): lipid binding
Source: RefSeq, a predicted model, not a curated record
AUGGCGCUUCCACAACCUGAGUUGCUCGCCCCGGUUGCGCCGCAAUCCUCCCUUUCUUUCACGCAGGGAUUUUUGCUAGGCCAGCUGUCGGUAGUGCUACUCAUCGGCGCCUUCAUCAAAUUCUUCAUCUUCGGCGAAGCACCACCACCCCCAUCGCGCGGCCUGUCAAAUCGCACAACCCACCGCCGCUACAGCUCAGUCUACAACACGACUCAAGACCCAAAGACACUCCGAGAGAAGCCAUCAAACUCCAAUGUCCUCCGCCCAGUCCCCGCAUCCUCCACAAAUACCCGCUCCAUCCUCCGCAAGACAUACUACAGCGCCAUCCCUACCAACCCCGCCAAACAUGGCCGCCAUCGAAUGCACCACUCCUCCCACCAGCCCGAGUCGCUGGACUGGUUCAACGUCCUGAUCGCGCAAACAAUAGCGCAAUACAGACAAACAGCAUACUCACUCAAGGACUCGCCCACCUCCUCGAUCCUAAGCUCCCUAAACGCAGCAAUGAACAACCCAGAAAAGAAACCUUCCUUCAUCGACAAAAUCACCGUGACAGACAUCUCACUCGGCGAAGAAUUCCCCAUCUUCAGCAAUUGCCGCAUCAUCGCCGUUGACGACCCCACAAACGCCGACGGUGGAAGAUUACAAGCCCUCUUGGACGUCGACCUCAGUGACGACAAUUUAUCCAUCGCAGUGGAAACCCAAUUAGUCCUCAACUACCCCAAAGCCCGCUCCGCCAUUCUCCCCGUCGCCCUCUCAGUAUCAGUCGUGCGGUUCUCGGGGACAUUAUGCAUUUCGCUGAUUCCCGCCUCCACCGACCCAGUCGGCCUCCACACACCAGCAACAUCGCCAGGACCAAAUCAAGAACCCUCCAGCGCGUUCCCCGGUUCUCCAGGCUCAACCGAGUCCCGCGAUACGAAUUCACAAAAGAGUAGCCCCAAGAGUAACGUCGCUUUCUCAUUCUUACCAGACUACCGCCUCGACCUCUCCGUCCGCUCCCUCAUCGGUUCCCGCAGCCGUCUCCAGGACGUGCCAAAGGUAGCACAACUCGUCGAAGCGCGCGUCCACGCCUGGUUCGAGGAGCGCGUUGUCGAGCCUCGGGUGCAAGUCGUCGGUCUUCCGGAUCUAUGGCCGCGCAUGGGAAGGACGGGCGUGCGUACUGGCGAGGACUCGGAUGCAGGAUCUACUGCACCGCCACGCAGUGCGGGUUCGGCGGAGGGUCCGAUGCGAUUUGAUGAUCGUGAAGCGGAGGGAUUGAGAUUUCGCGGACCUUUGGAUCCGAGGUUAGGGUUAGGGGGGUCUUGGUGCGGGGUCGAGUAG